This is a messenger RNA of Zymoseptoria tritici IPO323, 2394 nucleotides long. RefSeq lists its product as uncharacterized. NCBI's taxonomy places the organism in Eukaryota, Fungi, Ascomycota, Dothideomycetes, Mycosphaerellales, Mycosphaerellaceae. The record is from RefSeq and is a predicted model, not a curated record. The transcript is spliced from 3 exons. The annotation marks the transcript as partial. Gene Ontology annotation, biological process: carbohydrate metabolic process.
GACCAGGUCAUCAGCCAGCUGAACGCAAAUUGGAUAUGGACACCGCAUUGGAUCGACUCUGCGGAGACCAAUACCGCAGGACGCAUCGUACAUUUCAAGCGCCAGGUCCAAAUCAGCUCACUCCCGGAGACUGCUGUUUUGCACUUUUCCGCAGAUACGCGCUACAAGCUGUACGUGAACGGAGCUCGUGUGGCUGUUGGACCAUGUAGAAGCAGCCCGUACAUCUGGUAUUACGACACUCUGGACAUUGCGCCUUUUUUGAUCGAAGGACAAAAUGUGCUUGAGUUCGCGGUUAUCCGCUACUUUGCUUCGUCCAGGGCUGCAAUGCCAUUCGAGCGAACGUCGUAUCCUGGCCUGACUAUUUGUGGUGGCUUCGUGGUCAAUGACCUCCUCCAUGAUCUUGAUUCGACCAAAGGGUGGCGAUGUUGGAUCGACGAUAGCAUCCGUUUUCCGACGGGACUUGUCGACGAUGGCUUUCUCCAUAUCAGUGAGCGCAUUACUUCAGCUCCGCAGGCUCCAACGUACGCUCCUAUACCAUAUGGUUAUAAGACUCUCAAUGGCGACAUCUUGCCGUGGCGACUUCGACCCCGCUCUAUUCCCAUGCCGAAGGAGAGUGUCGCAAAUGUACAUGCUGUUCGCUCAUGUCAAAGCGCACGCCAGAUCUCGGAUUGGACCGCCUUCCUGCGGGGAUCUGCCUCCUUGACGCUCCCAGCGAAGUCCUCGCAUCGGCUUGAAAUACAGGCUGAAGUCCACUCUACAGCGUUCUUGAGGUGGACUUUCGACGCCAGGCAGCAAUCUCAAAUCAAGAUGAAGGUUACAUACUCGGAAGGAUAUGAGCUAGAGCCUCGAUCCUAUCCAUUCUUUCGGACCAAGAAGGACCGAGUAGAUGCGAGCAACGGCCAUCUUCUGGGACCGUUCGAUGAAAUCAUUUUAGACAUCGUUCCGGGGCAAAUGAAUGUGUACGAGCCGUUUUGGUUCAGGACGUUCCGUCUGUUCCGUCUUGAGAUUGACGUUGGAGCUGAGGCUGUGGAGCUCAGCAAAUUUGAAGCGAAACAGACCAAUUAUCCGCUUGAUGUUAAGGCAAGCUGGCAGGACCAUGGAGAUCCUCAAUCCGAGAAGAUUUGGGAGGUCUCAAUUCGAACGAUGCGCAAUUGUAUGCAUGAUGCAUACUCGGACUGUCCCUUUUACGAGCAAUUGCAAUACUCUGGAGAUAGUCGCUCGGUCGGGCUGUUCCAUUAUCUGAUCUCAGGCGACGACCGAUUGAUGCGACAGACAAUCAACAAUUUCGCAUCUUCGAUUGGCUCCGAGGGCUUGACCCAGUCACGUUUUCCGUCUCAUGUAAUGCAACUCAUUGCCGGAUUCUCGAUAUACUGGAUCCUCCAAGUAUGCGAUCACCAUCUUUUCUUCGGCGACACGGCACAUUCCCGAUCCUUUCUCCCGAGGAUUGACGGGGUUCUCGAAUUCUUCGCUUCGUAUGUCGAUGAACGCGGCCUGGUUAGCGGCUUGCCUGCAGAUGUCUGGCAAUACGUGGACUGGGUGACGACCUGGGGAGCCACAGACGAUCAUCCAGACAAGGGUGUACCAACGUCUGGACGGAAGUCGAACUUGCAUACAUACUUCAGCUUGCUGUACGCGUACGGCCUGCAAAAGGCUGCGAAGCUUUUGAUCGAAGUUGGUCGACCUGCACAUGCUGCAGAGUAUGAAAGCCGUGCCCAAUCGUUGCAACGUGCAGUCCGCACUCACUGUUACGAUGGGUCCUUCUUCACGGACUCAACGUCCGACGUUGCAGGCGAUGAUGCGUACUCUCAGCAUUGCCAGGUAUUUGCUGUCCUUUCUGGAGCCGCCGAGGGUACAGAGAGGUUCCGGUUGCUGCACGAAGCCUUUAAUAAGCCGAUGUUCUCGAAGUGCUCUUACGUAAUGAGGUUCUACGCCUUACGAGCCUUCUCCAUCGCGGGCGAUGAGCUUUAUGAAUCCAUGUGGCAGCCGACAUGGGAGCCGUGGAGACAGAUGUUGGCCAAUAACCUGACAACAUGGGAAGAAGACGAUGUGCGGCAGCGCUCUGAUUGUCACGCCUGGGGAAGCGUGCCCAUCUACGAAUACUGCACAGAAUUGGCAGGCGUCCAGCCACUUGGUCCUGGCUGCAAGAAGGUGCUUUUCAAACCUCGACUGAACUUGAGCAAGGCGAUCGAUGCCGUUGUCGCCCUUGGGAAAGACAACCUAGCGAAGGUGUCCUGGAGCAUCGAUGCCAACGGCGAGAAGCAAGUACGAUUGCAUCUAGCGAAGGCUGUGGACUUGAGUAGUCAGCUUCCGGGAGGUGAUUUGAGGGAGCAUGGCAUCGUAUCCUCGCUCUCUCUUGUGUAUAGCUCUCGGACAGCCUUGCCAGUGCAACCGUAG